Molecule: messenger RNA, 1723 nt
Organism: Spirometra erinaceieuropaei
Lineage: Eukaryota; Metazoa; Platyhelminthes; Cestoda; Diphyllobothriidea; Diphyllobothriidae
Source: the annotation of a GenBank genome assembly
AUGGUCUUCAUGUCUGGUGUGUUUGGUCAUCGGACACAAUUUUAGUAGCAAUUACUAAGUCACUGUUUUUCUUGAAUAUAUAGUUUAAUUGGUUAGAGUUCAUCCAUCCCUCAUGCACUCAACACGUGUCCCAUCCGAUUGCAUGAUAUUAGUCCCCAUUUCGACAUCGAAGAAUCGUUGAACUGAGCGAAUAUAGGCACAUAUAAAUCUGUCAAAAAUUGUGCUAACUUUCGCAUUCAUCAUUUUAUAUUUAGCGCACACGCGUCAAAUAUGCAGAGAGGAUCGCGCAAAUUGUACACCUGUGCCCUACACCACUGGGGAUGCAGACAAGGAUGCCGAAUGCCGCAAUGAAUGUGCAAAGCAACGAGGUCUGUACUUCCCUAUAAAUGCUUCCAGUGUAUGCCCAUUGUGACCGCAAACUUUUUGGUGCGUUCGCGGUCGUUUGCUCACCCAGAAGACGUGGAGUAAACAGCAACUUCUUUCUUUGUCUCAAGAGAACCUAACUGAGAAAAUAACGGCCUACUAUUGUGAAGAAGCUGACCAGUCUUGCAGUUCGUACGAAGUUUAUGGAAGAAGGCGUUACGGCAAAAUCUUUGACAGGCACGUGAUGUGUGUUCGGGCGUGCCAGUUGGUGGGACAGGGUAAACGACCCUACUGCACUCAUUUGUUUUUGCAGUUUCGUGCGCUUUUUUCCGUAUUAGACAGUUUUAAAUAAUCAAAUUUGACGCAAAUAUUGCUUUUGUUAAAAACCAGAUAUUCUGUCUGAUCUGCGUGCGCUCAUGUUCUUUUAGUGGAAAGAAGUUCCAAUGAGUCCUUAAAAGUGUGCAGGGACAUUCGUAAGAAAUGUCUCACGAUUGAGAAGAAGGAUGGAACAUUUGAGGCCUACAGACUUUGCGUUCCUAAAUGCAGUGGUUGGACUGACUGUGAGCUGUUAUUGUACUGGACGAAUUUGUCAAAUUACUCCCCCUGAUUAUGAGGGAAUUUAUCCUUGACACAACUGUUCAAUUUGUUGCAUUCGUUGAUAUGGGCAAUUUUUUUAUUUCAGUGCAAAAGAAAAUAGAGCACACAGCGUACAUUUGCCCUAAAAGCGGCGACUGUCAGGAAGUGAAAUAUCUCACCACGCCGGAGGGAAGAGCAUUCAAGCGCUUGAAGACCUGUUUGGAGGAAUGCCUGAAAGGUGAUAUUUGAACAGCAUUAUAAGCAUACAGCAUCAGGAUCCUGAUUAAGCAGGGGAUAAAGGGUUUCAUGCUGCACGUGGUCCGUUACACCCUAUUGCGAAUCAAGUAUUACGUGUAGGGUUGCCACCACUAACAAUUGUGACUGCAAAAAACGCAUUGUUUUAUGCCAUGUAUCGGUCAGCUGUUUAUACGGGUAUGAUUUUGUAUCGUGCAUUUGCGUCCUUUUACUUUGUGUCAGGAGUCAAAUUUGGUAGCUUCAUGACUCUUAUUUACGAUUUGCAGGCAUGUACCUUGGCAGUAGUCUGCAAAUUUGUCCCACAAACUUGUUUACUACUGCAAAAAACACAGGUCUAUGAUAUUGUGGUUUAAGGUACCUAAAUGUUUUUAUAUCAUCGCAAUUUUCACCUGUCAACGUUACACUGGGUAUAAAAUAAAAAUGAGGAUCUCCAUGUUAUCUGCUUUCGGUUAUAUUUCUCAUUGGUUUGGACCAUAGAGAUAACAGCAUUAAAUGAUCCAUAUUUUGUGCGGUUUUGAUUUUAGAGUGA